AUGAACAUGAAAAAUCCAUUAGAUUUUGAAUUCAAUACACAAUUAUUACCACAAUAUAAAGAAUAUCAAUUAUAUUCAAAUGAUUUAUGUUUACAAGAAUUAAAACAAUUUUAUUAUAAUCAAACAUGGUUAAUUAAUAUUACUGAAGAAAUUCAUUCAACAAUGGAACAAUUAAAUAGACCAUGUGAAAAAAUUCAACGUUUUGAAUGGAUGCUUGAACGUGAAUAUUUUGUUGCUAUAACAAUGGGUUUAUUAGCAUGUUUUGGAUUGAUUGGCAAUUUAUUAAGUUGUAUUGUAAUUAUUAAAUAUUUAUUAAAAUUUUCUGAAACAUUCAUUUUAUUUAUAUUUUUAUCAUUAGCUGAUUCAUUAGUUAUUAUUAUGCAAACAAUUGAUGCUUAUCGUAAUUCUGUUGCAGUUGACUUUUAUACAUUAAUUUCAUUAGAUGAAAUUUCACAUCCAUCAAAUAUAUGGCGACGUGAUUGGAAUUGUAAAUUAUUUUUAUAUUUUUGGCAUUUAAGUUUACAACUUUCAGCAUGGCUUGUUAUGGCAUUAACGGUAGAUCGAUAUGCAAGUUUAAAACAAGUCUAUAUAACAAGAAGUAGACGUUCAUUACAUUGUCGUGCAUGGUUAAUUGGUGGAAGUAUACUAGUCUUUUUAGCCUUUUUAAAUCUACCAUUUUUAAUUUAUGUGAAAUCAGUGAUUUACGAAAUGCCAUGUGGACACAGUCAUUUCUGUAUUUUUAUCAAUCCAACUGAAGAAAGAGAGCUGACAGGAGAUAUAGAACAGACAAGUUCGUCAAAACAAAUACACACUGAUGAAUUCAAUCAUUUAUAUGAUCAUUUUGUCAAUGGUACAUUAUUAUUAUUUAGUAAUCAGUCAUUUGAAAUGAAUCAAACUACAGAUUGUAAACAAUUACAUGGACUUCAUAAUUUAUUUAAUGAAUUAGUAGAAACAAAGCAAUCGAAAUCAUCACUAUUUUCUAUUGCACGUAACAUUAGCAUAUGGUUAAGUCAUCAACAUUUAAUUAUUUUUGGAUUUAUUCCUUAUACUGUUACUAUUAUAUUUAAUGUGUUAUUAAUUCAUUACUUAAGAUCAUUACCAUGGUUUCAUCCAAAACAAAAAUGUGGUAAUAAAGUAUGUUUUAAAAAGAAUACAAAAUAUAAUCCAAAAAUAUUAAUGAGUUUAAACAAAUGUUGUAUAUCCAUGUUUCAACGAUCUGAAAAAUGUAAAUCUAAAAAUGAAGAAAAAAUAAAAUCAUAUAAUCAUCAAAUUAAUAUUGAGCAAUCAUUAAUUCCAUGUAAAUGUAUAUUACAUUCAGAGAAUAAUCCAGUUAUUAUUGGUACAACAUGUUCACAUUCAUUAAAUAAACGAAAACAAAUUCAUAAAUUUGUUAAAAUAUUUGAUAAUAAUAAUAAUCAUAAUCAGAAUAUAAUUACUAUGUAUUGUCCAAUAUCUAGUCAUCAUCAUAUGAUAUCAUCAUGUAUUGAACCGCAUACAUGGGAUGGUACAUUAAACAAUCAUAAUGAUAAUAACAAUAAUGAUAAUAAUAAAACGAAACAUUUUCAAUCUUCAACUCUAAAUGAAACACCUUCAAAUAAUUCAAGGUAUUCAUCUUGUGUUUCAAUAAAAUUGGAUAAUUCACAAAGUCGUCUAUGUUCUCAGCAUUUUGAUGAUGAUGAUGAUGAUAAUGUUGAUAAUGAUGGAUGUCGAAUUCGUGAUGAAAAUAUUAAUAGUAUGCAUUAUUAUUCACAAUCCAAAAAUGGUUGUAAAUUAUUGUCUAAUAGACAAAAUACUGAUAUACAUAUUUUACUACAUAAAUACAGAUCAAAUUCAGUUAAAACAGGAUGGUUUGUUGGUCAAAGACGUACAACUAUUUUAUUAUUAGUUGUAACAUUUACUUUUAUAGGAUUAACAUUGCCAUAUUUAAUUUAUGUUGAAUUAAAACAAUUCAACGUAGUAGAUCUUACAAAAGCUGAAAAUUAUCGUCCUGAACAUAUGAUUGAAGAAUUAUGUCGUUUUUUAUUCUUUAUUAAUAAUGGUUUAACAUUUUUUAUUUAUAUGACUGGACGUCAAUUUCGUAAAGGAUUUUAUCGACUUAUUCAUCGUUUUAAAUAUUGUUUACGUUCAUCAAUGUGUCCAAAUGUUGAAAGAGAAAAUAAAUGGUAUUCACAUCCACCAAAUAAAAAUCAUACAUUUAAAUUAAUAAAACCAAAUAAACAUUAUACUUUUCAUCGACAUUCUGAUCAACAUUAUUAUCAUUCAUAUCAAAUGAAAACUAUACAACAACAACAACAACAACCGCCUCAACACUAACACUGACAACAAUAGUAAUAUCUACCAAAUAACAAGAUUAUUUAGCAUAAUCAUUUAAAAAAAGUCAUAGUGAACAUAAUCCUCGAAAAUCCAUUUUGAUAACGCAAUAAAACUCAAUAAUCCAAAUAAAAAGCGAUAUUUAAACAGCUAGAAGAACGCACUUAGUGAAAUAAUCUGAAAUUUCAAAGAAUUUCGACCGCAUUUAUUAUAAAUAUUCUUAUUUUUACGUAUUUAAGAAUAUCGAUAAAAUGAUAAUAAACCUUGGAAUCAAAUCAAAAGAAUAUUUAUGGUUUAAAUGAAAUGAUAAAAUUGUCUUUUAAAUGACAAAUAUAAUCUGUUUAGUGUUUUUCAGUAUAACAAUUCCAAAGAAUCUUUUUUAAAAAAAAAAAACGUACAGAGACAAGUUGUUCUGGGUUAUAGAAUAAUAGUGUUCUUAGAAUUGUGAUUCUCUGAAUUGUCUGGCUUUAUUAUGGUCUCUUCAUUUUCGUUAUGGACAACAUCAUGUACACCUAAUCCAAGUAAAAAAUGAGCAUCGUAAUUAUUUCAAAAACGUAUCAUGUUCAUAUUUUCGAUUAGUUCUACUUACAACUACAAAUUCUCAUUAUUUCAAGUGAUUUGUGUUUUCUUAUCGAUCAAAGUGAUUCCAUUGGAUAUAUAUAUAUUAGCCGCCAUCCAUCUUUACUUAUAAUGCUUAUGACUUAAAGCAAUAUCGAGGCAUUCCUCACAGGAUGCGCAUGUGCCAAUAACAGACUGAUUAAUUGCAGACCUAAACAACGAUGGGAAGAUACCAGUAAACAACACCAAGUGAAUUUAAUAAUAAUGACAUGUGAAUAUAAUAUAUAUAAACUUUCUAAUUAUAGACACGAGGAAUAUACAGUGUUUUAAAGUGAUCGAACUUUGCCCAUUGUAAACAACC
Messenger RNA from Schistosoma margrebowiei, 3229 nucleotides. The record is from the annotation of a GenBank genome assembly. NCBI's taxonomy places the organism in Eukaryota, Metazoa, Platyhelminthes, Trematoda, Strigeidida, Schistosomatidae.